Molecule: messenger RNA, 1041 nt
Organism: Lodderomyces margitis
Lineage: Eukaryota; Fungi; Ascomycota; Pichiomycetes; Serinales; Debaryomycetaceae
Exons: 1
Coding region: 1-1041 (346 amino acids)
Molecular function (GO): S-adenosylmethionine-dependent methyltransferase activity
Source: RefSeq, a predicted model, not a curated record
AUGUUGACCAAACUCUGGCCACUAACUCGUUUGGCAACCUCAAAACUCCACUGGAACCAGCAAUUACUCACAACAAUGUCAACCACCACCAAGUCAGCACACGACACGGCCGUCAAUUCAUUCAAUUUAAAUCAUUCGUCAUACGACAUCUAUCGUCCUUCAUUCUCUCCUAUUCUCGUUAACCCCUUCUUGGUUGAUCUUAACCUUGCCACCUUUAACAAACAAGACAAUACAUUCACGUUUGACAAUGACAAAAGAAUCGUUGAGAUUGCGUGCGGUACGGGCAAAUUCACCAAGAAUUUAGUUGAUAAUGGCUGGUCAAGCAAUUUAUCCGCCGUUGAUCCAUCACGUGGGAUGUUGGAGACAUUUAGAGAGAACUUCCCACAAGUUGACAGUGUGGUUCAAGCGUCGAGUUAUAAUACCCCAUUUGAUGACGAUUCCAUCGACGCUGUUAUUGUAGCUCAAGGAUUUCAUUGGUUUGCUGAUGAAGAGAGCUUGAAGGAAAUUCAUCGUAUUUUGAAACCACUGGGAAAAUUGGGUUUGAUUUGGAACUUUGAUUAUACUUCACCAUCACAGGAUUCAGUCGUUUCCGAUAGUAAUUACUAUAACUCAGGCACGAGGUAUUACAAUGAUUUAGAUUUGACUUCAUCUAAAAACAAUCAAGAAUUGUUGAGUCAAUUUUUUGGCAAUCAAAAAUGGAACGACAAGGUUACUAAAUACGUCUAUGAUUUCGAUGUCAAGGUACCUCAAUAUAGACAUGGUAAAUGGAGAUCGAUUUUGCUAGCUAAUCCAUAUUUCAAAAAUGAGGUUUUGGAUCUGUUUGCAUUGUAUGAUAAAUUGAUUGAUAAAGACGAUGUUUGGAAAUACUGGGAAACAAGAAGCUACAUUACCGAUUUGCCCCAGGAGAAGAAAGAUGAGAUCAAGGGCCAUAUUGAAGAGAUUAUUGCAAAAGAUACUAAUGAAGACAGUUUCGACAAGGACACACAACGGUUGAUCAAACCAAUGGGCACACACACCGUUGUCGUUUCCGUUAGAAAAUAG